GUGUGAUCAACAUUGAAAAUGAUGCCUGCCCCAGCUGCCACAUAUGAAAGAAUAGUUUACAAAAAUCCUUCUGAGCACCACUACAUGAAAGUCUGCCUAGAAUUUCAAGAUCGUGGAGUUGGACUGAAUGCUGCACAGUUCAAACAGCUGCUUAUUUCAGCCCUAAAAGACCUGUUUGGGGAGGUUGAUGCUGCCUUACCUUUGGAUGUCCUAACCUAUGAAGAGAAGACCUUGUCAGCCAUCUUGAGAAUAUGUAGCAGUGGUCUUGUCAAAUUGUGGAGCUCUUUGACCCUAUUAGGAUCCUAUAAAGGCAAAAAAUGUGCUUUCAGAGUGAUUCAGGUUUCUCCAUUUCUCCUUGCAUUAUCUGGUAAUAGUAGGGAACUAGUAUUGAAUUGAAUGAGUCGUCUUCAAUUUCAAAAACACCACGAAGGCACCAAAAAAUACUCCUGAGAGUGGAGGAAUGUUUGAAGCCUGAAGCAAGCCAGAAGCUCCUAUUGAUGAAUUUUGAAAGUGGUGAAGAUGUUCCCAAUAGUUUCCAGCCAUCGCCUUUGGUUGGGUGGGCUUCAGAGGAGAGUCUGCCUGAACCAGCCAGUGCUGAUCUGGCAGCACUUUGAGCAUAUGCACAUCAGAGUUGGAGACCGGGCUGAACUUAGUAGGGUCUUCACGCAGAGGGAUGUGGCUACCUUCUCAGAAUUAACAGGGGAUGUCAAUCCUUUGCAUUUAAAUGAAGACUUUGCAAAACACACCAAAUUUGGAAAGACAGUUGUACAUGGAGUUUUGAUCAAUGGAUUUAUCUCAGCUCUCCUGGGUACUAAAAUGCCUGGGCCAGGCUGCAUAUUACUUUCUCAGGAAAUUAAGUUUCCAGCCCCUUUAUAUAUUGGAGAAGUUGCUUUAGCUUCUGCAGAAGUGAAAAAACUGAAGCAAUUUAUUGCUAUUAUUUCAGUGUCAUGUUCUGUGAUAGAAAGUAAAAAGACUGUUAUGGAAGGCUGGGUUAAAGUUAUGGUUCCAGAAGCUCCCAAAUCCUGAAAUUUCAGGAUUGUAAAUUCAGAUUCCUGUGCUGUUGUUAUUGAAGAGUGUCCAGGGAAACAGGAAUUGCUGCUUUUCACCAGAAAUGGCUGAUAGACUGAGAAGCCUGUAUUUGGGGAGGGGAGGAGAUAAAAUGAUGUUCAGAUGUUCACUUU
Messenger RNA from Carlito syrichta (Philippine tarsier), 1181 nucleotides. It is a transcript of the gene RPP14, whose product is annotated as ribonuclease P/MRP subunit p14. Lineage: Eukaryota; Metazoa; Chordata; Mammalia; Primates; Tarsiidae. Gene Ontology annotation, biological process: tRNA 5'-leader removal. Gene Ontology annotation, cellular component: ribonuclease P complex. The coding region runs from base 520 to 1026 and encodes 168 amino acids. The record is from RefSeq and is a predicted model, not a curated record. The transcript has 5 exons.